Molecule: messenger RNA, 1602 nt
Organism: Serendipita indica DSM 11827
Lineage: Eukaryota; Fungi; Basidiomycota; Agaricomycetes; Sebacinales; Serendipitaceae
Source: the annotation of a GenBank genome assembly
AUGAGGCUUUCUACAGCCACUCUUACCUUCUUUGGCAUGGUGACAUCUGCCAUUUCUACGCCCGCCAUGAUGCGUCCCGCUCAGUACAACAAUGCAACUACCGCAAAUGCAGACGACAGAUACCGUUACGAUUCCGAUGUGCAAACGCUCGUCGCAGAAAGUAUGGCUGGUCCCAACGGCAAAGUCAACAUCGGUUACUUUGUCAACUGGGGCAUUUACGGUCGCAACUUUCAGCCGCAAGAUAUCGAUGUCACAGCGCUUACCCAUAUUCUUUACGCGUUUGCCGAUUGCGACGCUACGACUGGGGUGGCUAAGCUCACAGAUACAUAUGCCGACCAAGAGAAGCAUUAUGCCACAGACAGCUGGAGUGAGCCUGGAACCAAUCUAUACGGCGCUAUGAAGCAGUUGUACCUGCUCAAAAAGGCCAACCGCGGUCUCAAGACCCUCCUGUCGUUUGGCGGGUGGACCUACUCCCAAUCCGGGCACUUCAACUUUGUCACCAACCCCUCGGCACGGGCAACUUUCAUUUCCACAGCCAUCACUUUGCUUGAAGACAAUGGAUUUGACGGCAUCGAUAUCGAUUAUGAAUAUCCGUCGUCCACUGAACAGGGCAAUGGGUUUGCAGCACUCAUCGCCGAACUUCGCACAGCUCUGGAUAACCACGCGCGAAACAAAGGGGAUGUCAUCCCAUAUCUCGUCACAGCCGCAGUCGGCGCUGGUCCGACUGGGUACAACACUCUCCCGAUUUCACAACUCAACUCUGCGCUCUCCUUUUGGAACCUUAUGGCAUACGACUAUGCUGGAUCGUGGAGCACGGUCAGCGAUGACCAGGCGAAUCUCUAUCCUGGUCAGACGAUGACCGGAUUCAGUACCGAAACCGCUUUAAACUAUUACCUUAGUCACGGUGCUUCUCCAAACAAGGUUGUCAUGGGUAUACCGCUGUACGGUCGAGCGUUCACCAAUACUGCCGGGAUCCGUAAGCCAUUCAGUGGCGUAGGCCCUGGGUCUUGGGAGAAUGGGGUUUGGGAUUACAAGGAUCUGCCGAGACCUGGAUCAACCAUCACAGAGGAGUCAGACUCGGUCGCUUCAUACUGCUACGACGCCGGCGCGCAAACUCUCGUAUCCUACGAUACACCGAAUGUAGUGGACAAGAAAGCGGCCUAUAUCAACAGCAGAGGUCUUGCUGGAGGCAUGUUCUGGGAACUAUCCAACGACAAAAGGGGCUCCGAGUCGCUCGUGGGCACUGUAGCACGGGCACUUGGCAAGCUGGAUACGACGCAGAACCAUCUGAACUAUCCAGGCUCCAAGUUUGAUAACAUUCGAAGUCAGAUGGGAGCUAUGCCCCCGACAACCACCUCGUAUAUCAGCACAUCGGCGCCAACGACAACCGUGGUAGUGUCAACACCACCAGCAUCAUCGACCAAUAGCUCGACAGUUGGUGGAACAUGUGCUGGUAUGGCUGCCUGGAGCUCAACUGCGGUCUACACAGCGGGGAUUCAAGUCACGUAUGCUGGAUACUUGUGGCAGGCAAAAUGGUGGACUCAAGGAGAGACGCCAAGAGUGUAUGAAGGCAGCCCGUGGAAUCAACUCAAGUCGUGCUGA